Molecule: messenger RNA, 1311 nt
Organism: Lachancea fermentati
Lineage: Eukaryota; Fungi; Ascomycota; Saccharomycetes; Saccharomycetales; Saccharomycetaceae
Source: the annotation of a GenBank genome assembly
AUGACACAUCCCGUAAUAUCUUUGAAACCAAGCUAUAACUCCCUCGUAAGGGGUUGUCCUGGACUUCCGGAUACAUUGCCGCGAUUGGAAUGCGAGUUAAGAAUUAGAUCUAGCAACGGUAAGAGAUUUAUCAUUGGAAACAUUGAAGUGAUUUUAAGAACCACAGAAGUUUUAAAUAGUCCAGGCCACUCGUUCACAUCAAAAUCCAAGUUAGAAAGAAGUGUCAUUCAUUACAAAAAGAAUAUCAGAAUCUCUGAUAAGAAGAUUGUAGGAAUAGAUAUUCCACUAACGAUUGCACUCCCAGAUGACAUUAAAGAAACAAACUUUAACAGCAAGUUUGGCCAUUGUUUUACAACUCUAGAGUGCGUAUUAACGUACAGCAUCCAGGCUAAUGAUACCCCAACUCUAACCCAUCCUUUUUCUACCGUCGUAAAUGUGGAAAGAUAUGAUUUACUAGCGUCACCAAAACUCUUUAAGCCUCUGAAAAGAAAAUUUACAUCUCCAGAUGGAAAAUUCUUAGUCCAGUAUAAGAUAGAAAAUCCCUGUGUUACAACAGACGACGUCCUUCACUUAGGUCUAGAAGUUGUACCGAAAUUGAAUUCUAACUCUUUUGCGCAUACUCAGAAAAUAUUUGGCAAGAAGUUGAAACUGAAAUGUGUCGUUUUUGAAGUAAAAGAAUAUCUAGAAGUUUACGACUCACACUUGGACGCAAAGGAAAGUACUCUCCAAGAAGUCACCAAACAGUUCAACGAGGCUAUUGGGGAUUCUGGAAUCGUUUUGCAAUCAGACAUACGCAUUUGCACCAAAAAUCAACGAUUUAAGCAGUAUGAACUAUCAAUGAAAGAACCUGCGGUGAUGUACAGGCUACCAACGCACCAACCAGAUCUUACAGGAAAUUUACCUGAAACUAUUCUUUUGAAAAGUAAGAACAACAUAGAACCAUUCAAUUACCAUAGUUCCAUAACGACAAGGGGUAAGCUCUUCUCUAUUACACAUGGUAUAACUAUGAGGUUCAAAAUUAGCAGUGCAAAAGAUUUUGAAAUCAACCAACCCAUUGAUAUAUCACCUUGGGUAAAACCUCAGAUAAAAUAUAUCGAAAAUAUUAUUUACCGAGAGAAAGAAAUUGCUAAGAAUGCACGAGCAUUUUAUGAAUCCUUCGGUGGAAUAAAGCGUAACAAGAAAACUGGCCAAUUAGAAUAUCCUCCACUACCUCCCGUUGUUUACACUUCAGAUGAAGAAACGUUGAACCACUUAGGAAUAGAAUAUAAUAAAAAAUUCAAUCCUCCUAGAAGAGUGCCAGUAAUAGAAUGA